This is a messenger RNA of Colletotrichum destructivum, 674 nucleotides long. RefSeq lists its product as uncharacterized. The transcript has a single exon. The record is from RefSeq and is a predicted model, not a curated record. NCBI's taxonomy places the organism in Eukaryota, Fungi, Ascomycota, Sordariomycetes, Glomerellales, Glomerellaceae. The coding region runs from base 1 to 393 and encodes 130 amino acids.
AUGACAACAGCAGCAGUACGGAUAUCACCGCCAGGAAAGGACCAACAACUUCUUGGACGCCUGGCCCAACGCUGCACCUUGCCUUACUCGUACCAUUGCCCGGUUCGCCAGAUUCUGGCUCAAGUGACUUGCUCAUCUGCUCGCCGGCCGGACCAGCCGCUGCUGCCAGCCGGCCAGGCCUACUCGCUAUCUGUCCCAAGAUAUGUAGUCCAAUCCGAUCCAAUUCAUCCCACCCCAAUGACGCCUCUGCCCCCCAACACCCAACCACCACAGACAACAGUCCAAGACCUAGGGGUGACGCCAGAGACACAGCAUCUUGCAGAAUCUACCCAGAUACACAUGGCCUUCGCCGAUGUCACCACCCAUCACCCAGGUGUCUGCCGAGGGGGGUGAGUGGAAGGGUGGGUGUUGCGAGAAGUCUGAUACGAAUACCAGAGAUACGACACCUCACCUCACGUCUUGUUGGAAGAUGAUAAAGCAACCUGCUUCGUACGCAAUGCAUGGCCUGUGCAUCGACGGGUGCUUCGUCCACGAAGACAAUGCCGGAGGGUGGGGGGUGAAACCGCAGCGACUGACGAAUCUGCGAAACCAAUGGCGACGCCAACAAUCGCGGAUAGACAAGACACCAAAAACCCCCAAUAGAGAAUUGCUGGGUCUGGGCCAUCCCAAUCGAC